UGCGGGGGCGGAAGAGGCUGCUCCAGGCCUGAGAGCCCAGAGGGAGGCGGCCAGCAGGGUGCUGAGCUCUCUGAAGAGGGUCUGAGGACUGAGGGGGGCAGAGGUGGGCUGACGCCUGGAGACGUCACCUGGGCUUUAUAAAAGGGGACUGACUGAGCAGCUGGCGAGAGUGAGCCAAGGAGCCCAGCUCCCCUCCCUCCGGUGCUCGCCCACCCAGGCAGCCUCCUCGCCUCUCCUCAGAGACCCUGUGGAUCUCGCCUGGGCCAGGAAGAGCCAAGCCUCAGGCCACUUCCAGGACCUGCCUCCUCUCAGCAGGAUGAGUGCACUGAUUUCUUGGCAACUACUGCUUUUCCUCUGUGCCACCUCCUUCGGGGAGCCCCUGGCGAAGGUGGCACCUGUGGACAAUCCUAGACCCACAGGCCAGCGAGUGGGACCGCUGAUGGUCCUGGACCCCUGGGGGCAGGACCUGCGGUGCGCCGAGAGGAAGCCUGCCCCAGCCGGGCUGAGUCCUCGCGAGGCCUCGCUGUGUCCCCCAGGCGAGAGCUCUGCGGGGCCCCAGCGGACGGGCCCGUGCACUCCACGCAGUCGCCUGAUUCCCGCGCCCCGAGGCGCGGUGCUGGUGCAGCGGGAGAAGGACCUGUCCUCCUACAACUGGAACUCCUUCGGUCUGCGCUAUGGCAAGCGGCAGACAGUGCCCGGAAGCCACCGGGGAGGCGCUAAGCAGGGCUGAGGGCGCGGGUGUAGGCAGUGAACUUCAAAACCGGACCAGAGGCAGAGCAUGCCAGGGCUGGGGAGGGGGACUUGAGCUUCUGG
This is a messenger RNA of Sciurus carolinensis (gray squirrel), 813 nucleotides long. It is a transcript of the gene Kiss1, whose product is annotated as KiSS-1 metastasis suppressor. The transcript is spliced from 3 exons. Gene Ontology annotation, cellular component: neuron projection. The record is from RefSeq and is a predicted model, not a curated record. Lineage: Eukaryota; Metazoa; Chordata; Mammalia; Rodentia; Sciuridae. Gene Ontology annotation, molecular function: kisspeptin receptor binding. The coding region runs from base 317 to 730 and encodes 137 amino acids. Gene Ontology annotation, biological process: positive regulation of cytosolic calcium ion concentration; G protein-coupled receptor signaling pathway.